CCUGCUUUGAAAACCAAGCGAGCACUCAGAUGACACGCCCCUAGAAACAAGACCAAACAACCAUGUCUUCCUUAACAACAGGUGCAGUGCAAGAGAUAGCCAAUUUGCAGAAAGAAGAUGGUCGUCAGCGUUUAAGGGAAUUAUUAAAAUGGAAAAAGUUUGACGAAGAACGUGAUUUGAGACCAGGCAUUCUUCUUGACUUUGUCUAUGAAAGUCUUGUGUUUGCUGUGAAGAAGGGGUUCCCAUGGCAUUCUGUGGCACGGGUUAUCAAGAUAUCGCAAGAACUUCUUAAUGACAGUAAAGAUCUUAGUGUUACCAAAGCUGUAGAGCUGCUCAGGAAUAAACUCUCAAAAUGUGAAACCCAACUGGCCCAGAAUCACCAACUGGACUUCCUAGAUUUCCUCAUGGGCACCUUUAUCAGACACCACGGGCUGUACCAGUUUGUGCUGCGUGGAGAGAGAGAGGUAGACUGCACAGUGACCGAACUGCAGGUCCACACCCCCCCAAAUCCCCUGCCGCUGAGCGAGGGUACAGACAGUCAGGUGUGGCAGUACCAGCAGAGGAUGGCAACGCUGACAGGUGAUGAGAACCAGAAACGGAUCAACAUGCUGCUCCUCAAGGAAACUGCUUACCGUGAGGCUGAGGAGAGACUAGACAUGCUUUACAAAGACUUCGCGGUUCAAGACACAGGCACUCUGGAAAGACAGGUCCUGGAAAAAGUGGUGCAAGAUGCAGUGAGGUCUCAGGUUGAGGUCUUGGAGGAAGUUCUCCUCAAGGAAGUACAAUUGUCCCUGGAGAUUCUGGAACUGAAACUGCAACAGAAGACUUUACCACGUCCAAACGCCCCCCCUACCCUAACAAACAGUCUUGCCUCAACCAAAACAGAGACAACCGCCGGCUCCGCUUCCAAAACCUCCUUUGCUCGUGCACCCAAAGGAAAGAAAAGAUAGUGAGAAAUGAUAAGAAAAAAUAAUAUGAUUCUGUAUUUGUUUCAACCCUCUCCUUUAGAGUUCCUGUCACAGUAUCCCCUUUUCCUUUAGUUGAUUUAGUCAUGAUAUUAUUCUUAACUUUUUAGCACGUAAACUUACAUGACGGCGUGUGAGAGAACUCUGUGGAAAAGUCAAGUAUGAUUAACACCUGUUUCAUUUGCUGGGAUUUUUCUUAGCUUGAAUAUCUCUGCUUGGCUACAUUUGAUCAGAUGCUGGUUAGACAUAUAGAAUAAAUUGAAAAUGAUCACAUUAAUUAGCAAAGCCCCUGCAACCCAUUGCACAAAUUAACAGGUUUCAUGGUGUUUCAAUAAUGAACCUGAGUCGACACAAAAAUAAAUAAAACAAAUUAAUAUGUUACUCUGAAUAAUGAGUGAUUUAUUACUGCAUUUUGUAAACCCCUGUGACAAUGUGCCCCGCCCCUGUGUGCAUUUGUGUGUUGCAUGUGGUGGGUUAAUGUGGGUGUAUAGAUAUUGCUGCAUGGGAUAUAAAUGGGUCUGUGUAGCACGAGUGAUUUAAAAUAUAUAGUUGUAUUUAGGCACGGGGAUUGCACAAACACUUCACGUGCAUUUAAAGUAUGUAAUAAUCUGUGAAGACGGGAUUGCACAAAUUAGUUCACGCGCUGGGAUUCAAGUGAAUAAUUAAUUAGUAAUUGAAUCCCGGCACAACUGUAUAUAUAGAUGCACGUUUCACUCACUCGGGGUUGUGUGUUCGGUGAGUGGAGAACGGGUGUGGAGAAGGAGAAAAUAAGAAGUAAAGUAAAUUAAAUUAAAUUAAAGCAUACAAUUGCUAUUUCGUGCUGGAAGGACCAGCACGAUACUUGAGUGUCUGUUCGUCCACUGUUUGUUUAGUGUUAAUCCGUUUUGUUUGUCUAUUUAUUUUGGCCUCAAGUGCCGUGUGCUGUUUUUUGUUUAAAUAUUUUAUUUGUUUCAUUAAAACACUGAGCGCAGCUGUUGCGUCUCAG
Molecule: messenger RNA, 1950 nt
Organism: Acipenser ruthenus (sterlet)
Lineage: Eukaryota; Metazoa; Chordata; Actinopteri; Acipenseriformes; Acipenseridae
Gene: c6h8orf74
Product: chromosome 6 C8orf74 homolog
Exons: 4
Coding region: 63-950 (295 amino acids)
Source: RefSeq, a predicted model, not a curated record